UACAAGCAGAUAUGCUCCACCAUUAUACACAUUUCAGCUUCCAGUUCCAGGUGCCAAAGCCCUCUCUGAGUCCAGAUUCCAGAUACUGCGUUCUUUUUCUUUCUGUUUGGUUGCUUUCGAUUUCUUAACUACUUUUUCACUUGCUCUCUCUCUCGUUGCACUGCUCAAUUUUCGUUUUUUACUCGAUGGAAGAAGCUUUUAGGAGACUAAAGGGAGUCGUUAAUGUGCCUGACCUUGACCCACGAGAUGCCACCACCUAUGGCAAGAAGUCCGCCGUCUCAACUACAACCUCCGCCACUUCCACAACCACAACCAGCACAACGCCAACAACGACAAACAAGAGGUCUCUCAAAGAAAAUGGUGGCACUGGUGGGACCAUGAGGUACCGCGGAGUUCGCCGCAGGCCUUGGGGCCGUUACGCUGCUGAGAUACGAGACCCACAGUCCAAAGAGAGGCGGUGGCUUGGCACUUUUGACACGGCCGAGGAGGCUGCUUGCGCUUAUGACUGUGCGGCUCGAGCUAUGCGUGGAAUCAAGGCUCGAACCAAUUUCGUUUACCCUGUGUCUGAGCCUCACUCCGCCAGCGACCACCUUCUUCCUCAGUUCAACUUCUCUAGGCAAUCACAGCCGUCCAUCAGGGAUCUUAACAGGAAGCAUCAUCAUUUUGGGCACUCUUCUAAGUGGCCACCGUUUGCUAACUCCCAAGUGGGAGACUUCUCCUUAGGGCCUGGGGGGCAUCAAAGAAAUGCUUCUUUGAACAUGCUUUUAUUACGUGACCUCUUAAAUUCGUCUUCAUAUUUAUCUUUCCAGGCGCCUCCUCCGUUCCUGGUUGACCAAUUUCAACUGAUCAAUGGAACAUCAUCUGCUGCUUCUUCAUUACCUUCUUCUUUCUCUAUUCCAACCAUUUUGCCUGGUGGUACUUCGUUGAAUUCCCCAACCAGCUGUUCUCUACGGGCAAGCGGUAACUUUGCAGAUUCUUUCAUUGACUCAACUAUGACUCUUCCUCGCAAGGAAAAGAAUUCGAGUCAUAAAACAAGUGUGCCCGCCCUGUCAAAUAUUCAAGCUGAUGAUAUGGAGUUCUUCCGAUCGGAGCCUUCUGAUUCUGGCUUGUUGCAGGAGAUAAUUCAGGGAUUCUUACCGAAACCCAGCUUAAAGAAAUCAGAUACUGAUUGUAUUCAACAUUCCAUCGUUCCACCAGUGACUGAGAUGUCAUCCAGCCAGUCCCUGAGUGGGUUGAAGGAGAGCAAGAAGAGUGAGCAUUUAGGUGGUUAUAUAGAUUACUGUCAGGGGGUUCCUCAGCAGUUUGAGAGUUUCAAUGGAAUCACAGGUUCUCAACUGGUGCCAUACAGUAAUGAGAUCCCGGUGAACCAUCUACAGCUGGGUCAAGACUGCAUGGUGGAUGAUAUCUGUCAGUACCCAGAUAUCAUGAGAACCUUAGCGACUAGGGUUCAAAAUGGUUAAGUCCAUCACAGUGCAAGUUGAAAACCAACAUGCCCAUUUGUGGAUCAUAUCUGUUGACACAAUUGGAAUGCUGAGUUUAGGGCUUUUGAAGUCAAGAUCAAGUCAUUGGAUACCUAAUUAUCAUCAACUAGAAGCUUAUUGAUAGUUACUAGUAGUAGUAGUUUUAUUAUUAUAUAAUGUAAUGUAAUCCCAGGAUGGCUAAGUUGUCUUCUCUCUUAUGCUUUAGCAUUGGAAAUAAUUAAAAGAAAAGAAAAAGAAAGUGUUUCUUGUUUAGUAAAAGAAGCAAAGUUGUAGGCAUGAUGUCUGUCAAUCUGCGUUGACCUUGGAAUACAAAAGGUCUGGCAUUUGUCGGGCUUUUGGGUUCUACGUUCUGGUUUAAACAAUAA
This is a messenger RNA of Gossypium raimondii (Peruvian cotton), 1846 nucleotides long. RefSeq names its product ethylene-responsive transcription factor ESR2. The record is from RefSeq and is a predicted model, not a curated record. Gene Ontology annotation, biological process: regulation of DNA-templated transcription. NCBI's taxonomy places the organism in Eukaryota, Viridiplantae, Streptophyta, Magnoliopsida, Malvales, Malvaceae. The transcript has a single exon. The coding region runs from base 186 to 1460 and encodes 424 amino acids. Gene Ontology annotation, molecular function: DNA binding; DNA-binding transcription factor activity.